This is a messenger RNA of Funneliformis caledonium, 1272 nucleotides long. The record is from the annotation of a GenBank genome assembly. Lineage: Eukaryota; Fungi; Glomeromycota; Glomeromycetes; Glomerales; Glomeraceae.
AUGGGAAAAAAGAAAGAAAUAAACAUAUUACUUCUCGGUGAGACCGGUGUAGGAAAAUCUACAUUUAUAAAUGCCUUCAUCAACUAUCUCAAAUUUGAUACUUUAGAAGACGCAAAAUCUGGGGAACUGGAGUGUCUAAUCUCAUCUAAAUUCUCAAUUAUGGAUGAUAACUUUAAGACGAGACAAAUAAAAAUUGGUGAUGAUGAUCCAAACGAACAACUAGAUACUGUAGGAACGUCAGCCACUCAAGGAUGUAAAAGUUAUUUGUUUCAAGUCGAGCACAACGUGCACAUAAGAUUGAUCGAUACUCCUGGAAUAGGAGACACAAGAGGAAUAGAUCAAGACAAGAAAAAUUUUGAAAACAUCUUAAAAUAUCUUGGUCAUCACAAAUAUCUUAACGGAAUUUGUAUUCUCCUUAAGCCCAACCAAUCAAGAUUGAAUGUAAUAUUUAAAUUUUGCAUACACGAGUUGUUAUCACAUAUUCACAAGAACGCAAAGGACAAUAUUGUCUUUUGUUUUACCAAUGCUAGAGGAACAUUCUAUCGCCCAGGGGAUACAUUACCAGCACUACAAUCACAACUAAAUGAGCUCAAGGAAAGAUCUGGUGUCGAAAUACAAACCAACAGAGACACAAUGUACUGUUUUGACAACGAAUCAUUUAGGUUCCUAGCAGCAAUCAAGGGGGGGAUAACUUUUACAGAAGAAGAUGAAAAAAGUUUUGCAGAGAGCUGGAAAAGAUCAGUGGAUGAAUCUUUUAAACUCUUCACACAUCUUGCAUCGAGUAAGCCUCACAAAAUUAAAGAUACUUUAUCGUUAAACCAUGCUAGAAAGAUAGUGAUAGUACUUUCCAAACCUCUUGCGGAAAUAGGACAGCUCAUCCAAGUAAACAUUAGUCUGAUUAGAGAACAGCAAAACGAUAUCGAAAAUUUCAGCCAAUCCAUAGAGCAGCUUGAAGACAGGUUGUACAUCCCGCAGAUAGACCUUGAACCGGUACAGUUGGGAUAUCCCAGGACUGUAUGCACCAGCCAAGGUUGUGUUGAAGUCUUGACUAUUGAAGAAAAUAAUUCAUUAAAAAAAGUAAAUUACAAGACACACUGUCAUCCACGCUGUUAUUUAAGCAAUGUUGAAUGUGAUGUGGUAAAUAAUUCAGCAUUAAAAGGAUGUACUGCCAUGAAAAACGAAAUUUGCAAAAUUUGCGGUUGCAAAUGGGAUAAACAUAUGCAUAUUACGUACGAGAACAAGAAUGUGAUCAAACAUAUCGUUGACUUAAAU